Messenger RNA from Ctenopharyngodon idella (grass carp), 7182 nucleotides. It is a transcript of the gene map2, whose product is annotated as microtubule-associated protein 2. Gene Ontology annotation, biological process: neuron projection development; microtubule cytoskeleton organization. The record is from RefSeq and is a predicted model, not a curated record. Gene Ontology annotation, molecular function: microtubule binding. Gene Ontology annotation, cellular component: neuron projection. Lineage: Eukaryota; Metazoa; Chordata; Actinopteri; Cypriniformes; Xenocyprididae.
GCGGGAUGUAGUGUGGGCGGCUCUUCACCACCACCGGCUUUCACAGCGCUCCGAGAGGAAGCCUGCAGCGGACGCAACACGCCGAACAGGUCCAUCUGUGGUUCUCUCUCUUCCUCUGUGCUACACGCUAAAGAACAGGAUCCUACACGCAGAUCUCAUCAGGUGUUUAUCACACUGAGAGACUCUUCAGGGCCCUGAAGCCUCCUCCUAAGUACACCACCAAUCAUCACUGGAGUACCACCACCUAGACAGGAGUAAGGAGUGAACCCCUCCCCUCUGAUUCAGAUGGCAGACGGUCGGCAGCCCGAGGACAGCGGCCCCCAGUGGUCAUCUCCGGGAGCCCAGGGCUCAUCCUCCCCAGGUGGGCAUGGAGAGAACGGCUUCUCUUCCUCCUACAGGGCUUGCCAGCCUGGUAGUGGCCACACUGGUUCUGCCGCCUCCUACGCCAAAGAGAACGGCUUCAACGGAGAUCUCGCCUCUGGACAUGCUGUGACUGCUGAACAAGUGUCGGCGCGGAUCGUGCAGGAGGUUACGGCCGAAGCGGUAGCGGUACUGAAGGGAGAGCAGGAGCUGCAUCCGGAUACUGCCGUCAGGCUGCCAUCAGUGGAGGACUCUGCAAACCUGCCGCCUUCACCUCCUCCGUCCCCAGCAGCAGAACAUUUUGGGCCUUUGGAUCAAGAUGUAGGGGAUGAGGAGGAAGCAGGUCCUCUCCGCCGCUUCCAAAAUUCUCGCGAGAGGUGCAAGUUCCUCGCCCCCUCCAUCUCAGUGUCUGUGCCUGAGGAUGACCCCUACCACUCUGACGAGGAAUACUAUGAGCACCCUUUAUUCAGCCCAGAGUGGACGCGCUCUGGCUCUCGCCCCCCAGGGCAGGCCGCCGCGUUUAGACAGAUCGAAGAAGAGGAGACCAUAGAGAGUCUCUCAGCUGCGGAGGAGGAAGAGGAGGAGACUUCAGAAGCCGCAGCAACAGCAGCAGCUCUAGAGGAAGAGGAGGAGGAGGAGCAGUGGAGUGGGGAGGAGCCUGAGCAGGAAUCCCCAUCUGAGCUCCUAGAGCGGGCAGAGGUCAUAGGCGAGGCCCAGGCUCUGCCUGGCCUGCAGGCUGAGGUUCACACACAGGCAGCUACUGCUGCUGACGAGGCCCCUAAUGGGAGAUCUAAGGGGGCAGGGGGGCAAGAAAGCCCUGCAGAAGCUGUGAAGAUGGAAGCAGAGAGGCCAGACAGCGAGAGGACAGAUCCCAUUGGCAUGGACUUCACUGAUUCUGCAAUGCAUCUAGAUGAUGAACUCCCAUCUUACCAGAGCCUUGCCAGAGAUGCAGAUAUGCCAGAAAGCCCCUUUGCGCGAACAUGCCCCAUGGAGGAUUUUGAAAUGCCUCCAAGUUACCAGGGUCAUGCCAAAGAACCAACUGAAAAGCCUGUUGUACAAAGUGGUGCUGUGAAACAGCCUUCAACCGAAACAUGUGACUCCAGCAAUAUCCAUGAGGUCAAACCAGGGCAGAUUCAAGACAAACAAAUGGAAAAAACAGCAACAGAGGGGGACUUGAAGGACAAAUCUGGCAUGUCUGCUUAUUUUGAGACCACUACAAUUAAGACGGAUGCUGGUGGGUCUCAAGGAGAAGGGUAUUAUGAGCUGAGUACUACAUCAGAAGAACAAAAGGACUCUGUUGGUGACCUGCCACUUCCUGAAAUCAGUUACAGCACUUUGGCUCAAACACACUCUUUGGAAGUCCAGCCAGAUCUUCCAAAAAGUAGUGCAGACACACUACACUCCACUUCACCAGCAGACAGAAGAGAUGACUGCAGACUGUCUCCUGGAAAACUGGCUCUAGAGCAACGAAGUUACUCUUUGAAUAUCACCAUUGGGGCAGUGGAUCAUAGCGAUGCCCAAGGGCGUCCCAGAAACUUCUCUCCAUUGGCCACUGACAUCAUGUCUCAUACUAGCGGGAGCCUUGAUGAAUCUGCUGAUUACCUUCCUGUCACAACUCCCUCAGUGGAGAAUAUCCCUCAGUUUCCGCCACUGAUCUUGGAGACAACUCCCUCUGUCACGACUCCAUCAUCUUCACCUCCCCAAGCAACAAUUACUGAUGUAAAGACAAGUCCACAGACAGAGUCUCCAGAAUCACCUGUCCAAGCUAAGUGCUGUUACAAAAACGGCACCAUCAUGGCCCCAGACCUGCCUGAAAUGCUGGACCUGGCAGGUACUCGAUCAAGGUUGACGUCUGACAACACAGAACAAGAGAUUAUGAGGAGGAAGUCUGUCCCAAUGGACAUGACUUCUCUGGUGAGUGAUUCUUUUGCACAUUUGUUCAAAGGUGACCAGGGCCAGAUGACUACAAAGAGAGAAAUGCAGCUGGAGGAGCAAGGAUAUUGUGUCUUUAGUGAAUACUCUGGUCCCAUGCCAUCCCCUGCAGAUGUGCACAGUCCAAUGGAGUGUUCUCCUCAAAUCUUCAACACUGUGAUAUCAGAGGAGAAGGAAACUGGUCUUGCUGCAUUAGAAAAACAGGAGUGUCUAUCGACUGAAGAGCUGAAAGCAACAGAGGUUGUUAAACCACAGGCAGAACUAGCAAAAGAAAAGUCAAGGAAUGAAGAAUCUGUUGAAAAUGAAAGUGCACCUUCUGAAAAACCUUCUACAGAGACUAAGCAAGAUGAGUCUGAUCUUUUGAAGACUGAACCUCUGGAAGAAAUCAAGAGUCCAAGUUUACCUGAUAAUGAGAAAGGACAGUUAGACAAACAAGCUGAAACAUUUAUCACACCGAAGGUGACGGUUACUCUUGAGGAAGGAAAGCCUGAUCUUGAUGCUGAUACUAAACUUGCAGCUGAAACCGAAGCUGAAAUAGCUGACUAUGAGAGACAAAUUCGCAAAUUGGAGAUGGAGGACCGGCCUCUGAGUGUAGAGGAGGAACGGGAGCUCCAGGAACUCAGGGAGAAGGUUAAGAAUAAACCAGACCUUGUGCACCAGGAAGCUUAUGAGGAGGUGGAUGCUGAGGAUGUGUACCAGCUCACUGGAGUUGCAAAGGACAGAAUUGCUCGGCCCAUCAGACCAUCUCCAGCAUCUUCGGUAGAAAGUGCCACCGAUGAGGAGAAAAUACAUGUUGGCGAGGCUGAAAAAACUAGAUCACCAGGUAAGAAAGAGGCUCUCAAAACAGAUCCUAAUAGAUUAUCUCCAGUUGGGUCUUUUGAGAAAUAUUUUAGAGAGGAAAGACCUUCUGAACAGGAGGUAAAGCAGAAAGACUUAGUGGAGCCCCUCAAAGAGAAAGUUGCAGAAGAGAAACCUCAGCCAUCUCCUUCAAAGACAGAUGAGGGUUCUGUUGACGCCAUAAAGACACAAGAAGUAGAGGAAGAGGUAGAGCUUGCUCAGGAACCUGAAGAGGUUAUGCCAGAACCAAAGCCAACUCUAAGCUUGGAUGAAAAGCCAGUGGUAGAUAAAACUGAGCCAGUUGAGGUUGUGGUCGAAAAAGAGGAGGUUAAAGUGGUUGAAAAAGAAGAAGUGGAAGAUGACAAAGUUUUGGAAGGGGCCAAAGCUGCAGAAGACAGUGUUGAGCCUCGAGCUGACGAAGUUCUGGAAGGGGCCAAAGUUGCAGAAGACACUGUUGAGCCUCGAGCUGACGAAGUCUUGGAAGGGGCCAAAGCUGCAGAAGACACUGUUGAGCCUCGAGCUGACAAAGUCUUGGAAGGGGCCAAAGCUGCAGAAGACACUGUUGAGCCUCGAGCUGACGAAGUCUUGGAAGGGGCUAAAGCUGCAGAAGACACUGUUGAGCCUCGAGCUGACGAAGUCUUGGAAGGGGCCAAAGCUGCAGAAGACACUGUUGAGCCUCGAGCUGACGAAGUUUUGGAAGGGGCCAAAGCUGCAGAAGACACUGUUGAGCCUCGAGUUGAUGAAGUUUUGGAAGGGGCCAAAGCUGCAGAAGACACUGUUGAGCCUCGAGCUGCAAUUGAGUCAGUAGUGACAGUAGAAGAUGAUUUUAUAACCGUGGUGCAGACCAUCGAUGAGAGUGAAGUCUCUGGACACAGUGUACGUUUCUCAGCUCCGUCUGAAGAGGAACCUCCACAGCUCCUCCAAGAGGAGGAAGAGGAGGAGGAGUCUGUGGAAAUGGCACAGGAAGUAGAGAUGGAGGUUCCCAGUUUGGAGGAAGUUGUAGAUGUUCCAGAGCCUGUUGAGCCUUCUGUAUGUCCAGCUAAAGAAAUAGAAGUGCCAGAAAGUGAGGCCCCAACUCAAAGCUAUGACGACUACAAAGAUGAAACUACCAUUGAUGACUCCAUCUUAGACAGCUCCUGGGUGGACACUCAAGAUGAUGAUAAGAGCAUGGCUACGGAGAAAAUUGAGCCUCUACCCAGAGUGAUGAGCCCUGUCAAGAAACCAUCCGCAGAGAAACCAGUCAAACAGAGGGCUAAAGGCGGCAGGACAAAAGGACGAAUCACCACCCCUGAACGUAAACCUGUCCGCAAGGAGCCGGUACCCAUCCAGAAGGAUGAGAUGAAGAAGAAAAAAGCUGUGAUUAAGAAGGCUGAGCUCACAAAAAAAUCUGAUAUUCAGACGUGCUCUCCUUCCCGGAAGAGUGUUUUAAAGACUACCGUAAGGCACCCUAGACCUACCCAACAUCACGCGUGUGUUAAACGGAAACCCACAGUGUCUGCAGAUGGUCGACUGCCCUUCAGUGUGGCCAGGCACUCCAGAGAUCGGGUGUCUGAUGGUGGUUCUCGGAGCCCAGAGAAGAGGUCGUCCCUGCCACGGCCAGCAUCCAUACUAACCCGUCGCUCACACAUGGCUGAGCACGAGGAGAGUUCCACUUCCAUUACCAGUUCUGGGUCCACAGCACCACGCAGGCCCACAUGCACAGAGUCUGGUCGGUCCCGCUCGGCCCGCAGUGGCACCUCCACACCCCGCACCCCCGGGUCCACGGCCAUCACCCCUGGAACCCCUCCCAGCUACUCCUGCCGUACUCCGGGAACCCCCCGCACUCCGGGCACCCCCAAAUCCCUCAGCCUGCUGUCACAGGAGAAGAAAGUGGCCAUCAUCCGCACACCUCCAAAAUCCCCAGCGACUACACCCAAACAGCUGCGUGUCAUUAACCAGCCGCUGCCUGACCUCAAGAACGUCAGAUCCAAGAUCGGUUCCACUGACAACAUCAAGUACCAGCCCAAGGGGGGCCAGGUUCACAUUCAAUCUAAGAAGAUUGAUCUUAGUCAUGUGACCUCCAAGUGUGGAUCAUUGGACAACAUCCGCCACAGGCCAGGAGGUGGUCAUGUGCGCAUUGAGAGUGUGAAGCUGGACUUCAGAGAAAAAGCCCAUGCCAAGGUAGGCUCACUGGACAAUGCCCACCAUACACCUGGAGGAGGCCAUGUACAGAUUGAAAGCCAUAAGCUGUUGUUCCGUGACACGGCCAAAGCACGCGUGGAUCACGGGGCGGAGAUUGUGAUCGAGGCGCUCGGGCUGUCAGGCGGGACCUCCCCUCACCGGCACAGCCACAUGUCCUCGUCCGGAAGCAUCAACAUGCUGGAGUCGCCGCAGCUGGCCACGCUGGCCGACGAUGUGACCGCCGCCCUGGCCAAACAAGGCUUGUGAAUCCGAAAUAUCUCCGUUCAACUUCCCUCCACUCAAUCUACAAUAGUCCCCUUCAGUGGUGUCACGGUUGACCCUUCCUCCCUCUGGUAUUUAUGGAAGACAUCAGAUUUCACUUCCCAUCUGGAAAAAAAAAAGCAUUUGAUCUGUUUUUUUUUUUUUUUUUUUGUCAAUUUUAAUGAAUAACAACUUGUUAGAGCUAGAGAGGUACCAGUGCUUUUUAUUACCCAUGUUACAUGUGACUUUUUAUGAUUGUGUACAGAUAGUGGCCUCAACUGCGGGUUUAGGGUCAGUAUCAGGUGUGUUGCGUAAAAGUCGGUCGAAAAGAAUUUUUAUACACGGGAAUGUGGCGCGACGAUCCCAUGCUGCACGUGUUAUUUUGCCCAUUCAGUGCAUGGACUCUAAAACAUCUCAACUGCGAGUCACGUACGAUCAAACACAAUAUACACUAUAAGGGAAUAUAUUUAUAAAUAUACCCAGAUCAUCAUCUCAUGCUCAGUUGAAAAAAAGAAACAAUUACUCCUUCAAUAACUUAUUCCUGUACAAUUGCAUUAAAAAAAAACAAAAAAAACUAGAUAGUAUGACGAGCAUGUAUUCUAGUACACAAAAGAGGCUAUUUUCUAUUUCAAGGGAUUUUAGUAAGUUAUUUGCUGAAACAUUGAAUAAAAUGAACACAUCAUGUUUUGUAGAUACUAGCGACGAUGUUUAGUUUGUACAUUGUUUCAGAUGACCGCACCCCUGCCUUCGCUGCCGUUACAAAACCGUUGCUUCCGUGGAUCUUUGUCAGUACACAGUUUAAGCAGAUUUGUGCUUUAACUUACGGUGUGAUCACAUUAGCGAUAUUGAAGAAGUCAUUUUCAGAUUUCUUUCAGAAGUCACUGUCAGCAUGGUGAAUUCGCCGUGACCAGCUACAACUUGAGCGAAUUCUGCUUGGGGAACUUUUUCGCCCUCAUGCGAAACUCCCAAACACGCAGAAUCCUAUUGAAAUUUCGCCUGCGAAAUUUUGCUGAGCAACAGUAAAUGUGUUCACACCUCUACACAAACAAGUAUAUUACAAUAUUACAUUUACGCAAAAACAAUCGAGGGCUCCGGUUAUACAUGAAUCAUGUAAGAUCUACUCAAUCUGCUGUCUUGACGUGUCAGCCACAUACCGCCAUCUUUCAGAGUCGAGAAGGGGACGGAUCCAUCUGAGCAAGAUAUGGGUGGUUCUGCGGCCCUCAUUUUAUUCUUAAACGUAGGGAGCAGCUCCUCGGGACUCUGUCUGUGAUUUAGGCCCUGUGUUCGUCUGCUGAUUCCUGCUUGGAUGCUUAGUUUUCUUUCUUAGGACGUGGAAAAAGAAACACAAAAAUCAAAACUCCGCUUGCAUCUGUUUGAACACAGUACACCAGUAUAUUUUUUCUCGUCAUUUGUGGUUCUCCCCUGCCUCUUUUCCUCUAGAACAGCUGUCAUUCGUAGGCUUCUGUGUUUUCUCGGCCCCCCUGAGCUUUACCCACCCUUUCCUUGAUUCCCUCUGCUGCUGUAAAUGUAUUUAAAAGGUCACAUAGAUGUACGCAGUUUUUCUCCUGUUGGUAUGAUGCGGAUUAUAAAUGCCCUUAACAGUUAUGACAAUAAAAAAAUGAACAAAACGUU